Messenger RNA from Cottoperca gobio, 2027 nucleotides. It is a transcript of the gene tspan18b, whose product is annotated as tetraspanin 18b. The coding region runs from base 422 to 1198 and encodes 258 amino acids. Lineage: Eukaryota; Metazoa; Chordata; Actinopteri; Perciformes; Bovichtidae. The record is from RefSeq and is a predicted model, not a curated record. Gene Ontology annotation, cellular component: plasma membrane. The transcript has 9 exons.
UCUCCGCCCUCCACAGCAGAGCAGGCUGCUGGAUGAGCCGCUCCGCUUUCUGCCACUUCACAAAACUGUUUGCAUACCAAUCUCCCCUCAACACUGCGUGCCUGUCCAAACUGGGAUCUCACAUUUAGGAGUGCUGGAUUUUAUUAGUUGGACUCUGCUAGGUAAAAUUAUCUUCCGUGGACACCCCCAGCUGAUCGGCAUUGUUUCUUUUAUUUUAAAUCUUCCCUCCUGCAGUCCCAGCCUUUUUUUUUUUUUUUUUAAACCCGACUGUUUAGUCACAUUUUCGCAGGGAAACAUCUUGCCACAGAGAGAGGUUUCGACACUGAGCUGCGUUUUGGAGCCCAUGAAAACAGGAGAGGAGAGGGAACCGAGAGAAGCCGUCAGAUUCACCUGAACAAAGAAGAGGCACACGCUGAUACACAUGGGGCAGGGAGAGGCUUCAGCGCGGGGGACGACCAUGGAGGGGGACUGUCUCAGCUGCAUCAAGUACCUGAUGUUUGUCUUCAAUUUCCUCAUCUUUCUAGGGGGAUCUUUCCUCCUGGGAGUGGGAGUGUGGGUACUGGUGGACCCCACAGGGUUCAGAGAAAUUGUUGCAGCGAACCCCCUGCUGUUCACUGGUGUCUACAUCAUCCUUGGCAUGGGAGGCAUGCUCUUCCUUCUGGGCUUCCUUGGCUGCUGUGGAGCCAUCCGCGAAAACAAGUGUCUGCUCCUCUUUUUCUUCAUGCUCAUCCUCCUCAUCUUCUUAGCAGAGCUGGCUGCUGCCAUCCUGGCCUUCAUAUUCCGGGAGCAUCUGACCAGAGAGUACUUCACCAAGGAGCUGAAGAGACAUUACCAGGGCUACAACACCACUGACGUCUUCACCUCCACUUGGAAUGCCAUCAUGACUACAUUUGACUGCUGUGGGGUGAACAGCCCAGAGGAUUUUAAGGACAGCCUGUUCAGGCUGAUCAACCAAAGUCAUAUGGUGCCAGAAGCCUGCUGCCAGCGUGCCAGUCAGACCGGGGAGUUGGCCUAUAUCAGCCAGGAGCAGUGCUUAUCAGGCAAUAUGAUGUUCCGCAAUAACAAGGGCUGUUACUCUGCAGUAGUUGACUACUUUGAACUGUACAUCUAUGUGGCUGGAGCGCUGGCCAUUGUGGUGCUGACCAUUGAGCUCUUUGCCAUGGUCUUUGCCAUGUGUCUCUUCAGAGGAAUCCAAUAGAGCUUCUCCAUCUGUGAACUUCUUCUUCUUUUUUUUUUUUUUUAAAGGGAAUUCAGGAGAAAAUAACAAAAUGGACACUUAAAUUUGUUGAUCUCCUUUUCUAUUUGCUAAUUGGUAGAAAAACAAACUCUUGUACUUCACAGCUGGACUUUUGAGGUACUGGGUGGCAAAAAAAACAACAACACGUACACACACAUAAAUCAAAGAGAAAGUGGGAGAUCAGAGACAAAACUGAUGUAAAAAGAUUUGUGUGUAAAGUGGAAACAGUAAUUUCUUUGGACCAGGUCUAGCACAGACUGGGUGUACAGUGGACCAGGCAUGAGGACCGGGUGAAGCCUGAGCAGAAGGCACUGCACUGACUUUUGGAUGAAGAAUAUUUAUAUUAAGUAAAGUUGGCUUAACUGUAAAAAAAAAAGAAGAAAAAAAAAAAAAGUGUUUUAUGUACACUUUGGCUGUUCCCUUUUCCUGCUCAUGUAUACUGUAACACUCCCUCCAUACGCCUUUUUUACAGCCACUAUUCUUUAAUGCUGUAUUAUAUAAGCUGUGUGUGUGUGUGUGUGUGUGUGUGUGUGUGUGUGUGUGUGUGUGUGUGUGUGUACAUACGGGAUGCUCUUUUUGAAUGUGUAUGAACUAGUUUGUGAGCAUGUGAGCUCGAGGCUCCUCAUGACCCUUCCCAAGCUUGAAAGCCAACCUCUGAUUCUUUUUCUAUUUGUAUGGUGCUGUUUACUGCAGUAGUGGUUAUAAUGUGGUUUUAGGUGGUGAAAUGUACGUGUAUGCAUUUGUAUUAGAUUCUUGAAAAGUCAAUGACAUAAAUGGCAUUCUAAAUGAC